Molecule: messenger RNA, 7571 nt
Organism: Spodoptera frugiperda (fall armyworm)
Lineage: Eukaryota; Metazoa; Arthropoda; Insecta; Lepidoptera; Noctuidae
Gene: stol
Product: voltage-dependent calcium channel subunit alpha-2/delta-3
Exons: 26
Coding region: 873-4517 (1214 amino acids)
Cellular component (GO): voltage-gated calcium channel complex
Molecular function (GO): voltage-gated calcium channel activity
Source: RefSeq, a predicted model, not a curated record
CGAAUACAACUAAAUUAAAGCAGAAGUGAAAUUCCGCAGUUCAUAAUUUUCGUAAACUCCCAUUAAGUUAUCAUUAAAUUUUAUUCGUUCGCGUCAUCUUCUUUCAAAGAAAAUCCGCAAAAUUCGUUAGGUGUAACGAAAGCAAUCCUCAGAGCGUACAGUGAUCCGCUUAGCUGAAAUUAUAAUAGUGGGAGGGUAAAAUUUUGGCGGUAGCAACGCUUGCGACAUUCCUUAGAAAGCGGGAGCGCGGGAAUCAAUAAAGGAUUUCCUGGCGACUUGCCCACGCAUGUGCGUGGCGGCCGGUGUCGCGGCCGGCAUACCCUCGCACCACCAGCGCUCCCCUAGCCACCAGCCAGCCGAGCCACUCCGUGCUGCAUUCUGUCAUCAGCUCGCGUCUAAUGACCUUCAGCCCAAGCGGCCACGGCGCAUACUACGCGACUGUCGUGCUGCUGGACCGAAUGUUUUCGAGGAGCGUGCAGCUAGGAGACGUUCGCACCGGUCGCUGACCAUCAACCCUAUGUAUGAGCAAAUAAAUCUCAGUAAUAAGUAGUAGGCCGCUGCGUUAUUGGGCGUAUGAUUCGCGCGCAGCGUCAGUGCGGGCACAGGGUUGCGGGGUGGGUUGCGCGGGGCAGGUGCGCGGGGGUCGCGGCGCGCGACUUGGCGCGCGACACGCUUGUCCUCGCCUGCGGCCCGCCCGCACGACACCGGCCCGGUCCCUAACCUGACUGACACUACCACUCGAUGACUCAUGAACAUACGUACAGCCCUGUGUGACACUGUCAGGAGAGUUUAGUGCGAACGGUGUGUAGCUCCAUGUAAGAGCGAUCAGUGCUGUGUCGGUUGUCGUGUGCCCUUGUCAUGUGGGGAGUGCGAUGGCGCUGAUGGACAGCAUGUGUCCGCGGAGGCCGCUGGGCCUGCUCGUCGCGCUGCUCGCGGCCGCUGCGCUCGCCAACCAGCUCGAGGACAUCCCGCACAAUGAAGUCAAAAACUGGGCGCUAAAAUUCGGCGUCGACUUAUGGGAAUUCGGCAGGCAUUUUACAAAAAUGAAUCAAAUUCAAAAUAAAUACCAUGAGUACAACGUGGACGUUGUGCGGAAGGAUGGCCUGCUGCUGGUGCGCGAGCUCGCCGCUGAGGUCAAGAACCACAUGGACUUCAAAAUAAAUGCAGUUAUGCGCAUAAUGGACAGUGCCGAGGCAGCUGCUUUAUCAGCAGGCAAUGCGGCCAGCGAUGGGGCUCCAGGGUCAUACUAUGAUGCUCGCUGGCUGAACGUGCACGCAGACGACGGGACCCUGGCAGCGCGAGCACGCCGGCUCACGCUCACCCCGAGCAGACACUUCGACCACAUCGCCGUCAACACCAGCUACAGCGCUGUGCUCAUGCCACCCUACAUCAAUACUGAGGAUGGUGAGGUUCAGAACCAGAUCGCGUGGUCGGAGCACUUGGACCCCCUGUUCGUGAAUAACUACGAGAUUGAUCCGACGCUCUCGUGGCAGUACUACGCCUCUUCCACUGGAUUCAUGAGACGAUACCCAGCCAUGUCCUGGCCUCCCGAAGAUGGUUACUCGCACCACGCAAGAGACUUCUACGACUUCAGGUCUUCAAAUUGGUUUGUGGAAGCAGCAACAUCUCCCAAAGACCUCGUGAUCUUGCUUGAUGACUCCGAUGACCUGAGUUCGUCUUACUGGCGGUUGGCCAAGUCCACCGUCUCCGCUCUGCUGGACACUUUAGGACCAAACGAUUUCGUCAACAUCUAUCGAUACAGUGACACGAUAUCCGAACUACACUCCUGUUAUACGAAGAUUUUGGCUCAGGCUCUUCCAGAGACUAUAAGGGAGCUGAAAACAGCACUAUGGAACGCCGAGCUAUCGGGAGGUGUGGCCAAUCUGACUGGCGCUCUUACAACUGGCUUUGAGAUUUUGCAUCGGUAUAACCGGACGGGUCUUGGAUGUCAAUGCAACCAAGCAAUAGCCGUGAUCGGCGCGGGAGGUGGCGCUGCCGGCGUAAAAGGAGUGUUCCGCACGUGGAACUGGCCGCACAUGCCCGUGCGCAUCUUCACGUACCGCGUCGGGGGAGACGCCGCCGCUGGACAUAGUAUGAAGGACAUGGCUUGCACUAAUAAAGGUUUCUACGUGACAAUAAACGAGCACUCUGAGAUUAAAUCGAAAGUGUUGCACUUCGUGGAGGUGUUGGCUCGGCCGCUUGUCAUGUACCAGACCAUGCAUCCUGUGCACUGGAGCCCCGCGUACGUCGGCGGAAGGAGCAGUAGUUUAGCUGACGAUGGCAUGGGCCAGCUGAUGUCUUCCGUCACCGUACCCAUCUUCGAUAGGAGAAACCACACGCAAAGAGAAGCUAAUUUACUCGGUGUGGUUGGAACCGAUGUCCCUAUCGAUCAAAUAAAGAAGCUCGUGCCACCAUACAAGUUGGGUGUGAACGGUUACUCGUUCAUGGUGGAUAACAACGGGCAUGUACUGUAUCAUCCUGAUUUAAGACCAUUGCAUACGAACGAGGAAUACACUGAGACGCUGCGUCCUCUGUACUCGAGUGUGGACCUCACCGACGUGGAACUACUGGUCGACUCCGACGAGAACUCUAGGGUCAACCUCACCUCGCUGCUGCUCGAUCUCCGCCACGACAUGAUAGAACAGCGUGAAGGUGAGACAGAGAUCGCAGUGAAGGUGCAAUAUGACAACAUGCGCCGCGUCGCCACCAGGCGGCAGAGGUACUUCUACAGCCCGGUAGAUGGCACUCCGUUCUCACUGGCCGCGGUGUUGCCAGACGGAUACGGCAUGUAUGAGCUGCAGGCGGAGCAAGAGGUCAAACAUAGUCCUAUUAACGUCACGGAAUACUUCAAAGGUGAAAACUGGAAAGUUCAUCCUGAUUGGGUGUAUUGUGAAUACGCGUCGACAUCGGACCAGACGUUUAACUCUGCGGAGGAACAACUGGUGCACUUCCUGUCGCGCGCGGGGCGGCCGGGCUGGAAGUGGAUGUCGCUGCGGCCGCGCGCGCUCACGCUGCACAACGCGCACAAGAAGCAGGAUAGGGACUCUUAUUAUUGCGACAAAACUUUAGUGCAAUCAUUAAUUAGGGAUGCAAUGGUAAUCAAAGAAUUGGACGCUCACACUGGACAUGCCAGCCAUCACUCACACCCGAUAGCGACUUUAAUGGCACUCCUUACAAGGCAAGGACGGUUCCAUAAGUUCGUGGUGACGCUGUCGUUCAUCGCAACACGUAGCGGUCUGCUCCGAUGGACCGAGAACGUCAACACCUCCAGGAGCACCGACUCGUCAGAACCUCACUUCAGUGAGAGAUACUCUCGAGCAUACGACUCUGAAUGGUAUCGUCGCGCGGUAGAGCACCACGCCAUCGAACCCGAGAGCUUCGUGUUCUCGGUGCCCUUCCGUGAUGGCUCGGAAGCUGAGGAGCUGAGCGGCCGUCCCCCGCUGGUGCUGGCCACGCACGCCGUGUUCGUGGAGUCCCGCGGCCAUCGUGCACCCGCCGCCGUCGUCGGCCUGCACUUCCAACUAGACUCUCUGGCCAAACACUUCUUGAACGUGACUUCAUGCACAGCUGGCACUUCCUGCAAGAAGACUUGCGCGGGCGACGAGUUGGACUGUUAUAUCUUGGACGACAACGGCUUCAUAAUUUUAUCAGAGGACGUCUCUCAAACUGGCCGGUUCUUCGGACAAGUCGAUGGGACUAUUAUGGAUUCACUAGUACAGGACCGAAUAUACAAAAAAGUCGUUGUGCACGAUCAUCAAGGCAGAUGUCCAGAUUCCAGGAACUCGUUUAGUGGUGACGGUCAUAAAGUUUCGCCUCUGAAACCGUUGUCCUGGCUCGGCGGAUACCUCACCAGUCUGCUUGCCGUGUGGUUCCCGCUGUGGGAGCCAGUGCGUGCAAGAGCUAGGCCAUACGCUGAAGAAGAAGUUGAUUACGAGGACUACGAGACCGAGGACAUGGAGAAUGAUGAUGACUUGGACAGGGACCGCGGUACUUAUGAGAUCAUAAUCGACGGGUUGGGUGAAAGUUCCCGCGACAGUGGGCGGUCCCACCCGGGCCCCCCUCCCCCCUCGAGCGGUGUCCCCCCUCCCCCGCCACCCCGUGAGGCGGCACGAUCGGCCGCCGUGCGACCCUGUGACACAAGCGCCGAGCUCUUCACGCUGCAAUCCUCACGACUUAACACCGCACAACCACUCAAGGGCAAACUUACUAACUGCCACAACUCCGGCUGCGAGAGGCCGUUCAGCGUGCAGAAGAUCCCGCACAGCAACCUGAUCCUGCUGGUGGUGGACACGCUGUGCCCGUGCGGCGCCAAGCGGCUGGACGUGCGCGCGCGCGAGGCGCCGGCCCGCGCGCCCUGCCGCCGCCUCGCCGCGCACCACCGCCGCCGCCCCGCGCACUGCGGCUCCUACCAUCCCGAGGAAAUCGAGAUCCAAUCGUGUGGUCGCGGCGGUCGAUUGAUCCCUGCGGUGUGGGCGGUGCUAUCUCCGCUCCUGCUGCGGCAGGUGCUGAGCACGUGACUGCGCGUGCGCACUUAAUGUUCUACCAACGUGCGGGCCCAGCGCUCGGAACGCCGGCGAGUCGUGAAACUUUCUGUACCCCACUCAGUUUCAGUAAACCGGUCGAUUGUUUCAAUGUUAUCUCUUAGUUUCACGACAUCUCCAGGGAAACUACAUCCGACAAUGGCGUUCAUGUAUUCUUGCGAGUUUGCGAGUGAUGUGAGUGGAGUGGAGUGGAGUACGGUCUGUAUGUAUGCGGUGUAUGUCUGCCUCUCCUCAGCCGCUCCAGCCGCCGAGUGGCCGGCGGUGACGUGUGGGCCGAUGUAAUUGUGCCACCGUGCGACUCACCGCCGGGUACCCGGUACCCGGUUCCCGCACUCGGUAGCCGGAGCGUUUAACGAGGGGCUUACAGUUUUGAUCAAUUUUACCGACUGAAGUUUUGGUCCGACCAAGUGAACUUUUGAUCUUGUUUUGAGACAGGAUUAUAGUCGAGUUAGGGUACGAUUAUUGAAAUAUUUUCUCCUCUCUGUUAAGUUGUCACUUUCAUAUUGUAACUGAUGCGGACGCAUACGGUAAUAGGUAGGUAACGAAUAUCUUGUUAAAUUUAAAUUGAAGAUUAUCACAAACUUGGAGAUCUUAUAAAUUAUAGCUAAUGUUAAUAGGUAUUGAAAGAUAAUUAAUGUAAAAUAUUAAUAUCGUUUAACAGUUUUAGAAAAAUUUACCUAUGUUGAGACCUAAUUCGAUUUUAUUUCUUGAUAUCUGUCAUUCAAUUUUAUCGCAAACUUAUUGAAUAGUUGCAUAGGGGUUGAUGUAAAUAAGAAAUUAUUUGUUUGUAGAGAAAUUUCUUUGCUGAAUUUAUGUGUGCCUGUGUAAUGUAACAGUCGUUGUGUCGUCGAGCAGGCGUCGCAGCGCUAACACGCACUGCCAUACAGGGGAACAAACCUAAUAAUAUAAUCAAAUAGCUUGUUGUCGCUCGCGUCGGUCGCGUCGCUCGCUCGCGUCGGUCGCGCGCAUUGAGGCGUGUCCCCGGGCGCCGCGACGCCUGUCUCUCUGACGACUUUCCAUUUUAGUCGUUAGUGAUUUUCUCGCCUAAUCUUCGAGUAAUGUCGUAAAGAAACUGUAAACAGUUUCGUAUUUUUAUUGUAAAUAUUUUACUAACUUAAAUGGCCUAUUACAAUUUUAAGAAAGUGUGUUGCUAUAAUUAUAGGUCGUUCAAAUUCGACUUCUGCUGUCGUAAAUGUUAACAUCGUCAUAUCGAUCUGUAUCAAUAAUUGUUUGCAUAUCAUAAUGUUCUCUUUCGAUUGUUUCAAGUUAAAGAAAAGGCCUCUGAACAUCGGAUAAGUACUGACACUCUACAAUCAUACGUAAAUUUCAAAUUUCGGAGUAUAAGAGAAUAAGCGUAUUUACCUAUUAACUUGUUUGUACCUAACCUAAAUGUGAAUGUUACAUAGGAGUAAUGAUCAAAUCCACAUACUUACAUUUAACAUUAAAUAGUUUUAUAUAUCAUACCUAUUUAUUGAAUAGUCAUUAAUGUACACGAGUAUACGGCUUGCUAUUGUCCGUUAUAAGUAUUCCAAUUUUUGAAGCAGUGUAAAACCCCGUACCGUUAUUCCUAAUGAAUAUACAUAGCCAGAGUUAGAGAUUGAGUGCCAAACCACUAUUAUACAAUAAUGUGACACAAGCCGUUGGCGAGUGACGUGUCUGCCCGCGUAGCUGUGAGUGCGGAGGACAAUAGCAAGCUACACAUUCUAUACAACGUGCCCUCAUUGCAGCAAGCUCGCGGUGCGUACUUCGCGUAUUGUAAUGUUAAGUGGAAAGAGAACUGAGCGGGGUUAGACGUAGAAUAGCCUUUUGUGGGCCUUGUAUAUGCAGUGUUACCGACAUUUAUAUGGUGCAGUAGUUAGUUACACAAUAUACAUAGAUAUUACAAUUACAUAUAUCUUCCGUACAAUAGAGAAAUAUUAGAUUUGAAGCAAUAAUAAAGUUAACUCGGUGUAUAUUCCCAGAAGAGCGCCGACGAGAUUACUGCAGUGAGUGCGCGCGUACCAUACAAGUUAACAUAGUCAUAUCGUACACAGCAUACUCACUAAUAUACUACAGAUAAUUAACGUUGAUUGAAGGCGCUUUUGAGAAAUUGUACAUUUUGUAUAAAUAAUACAGUAAGGAGUCGAUUUAAUGGCGUAGAGAUUGUUUAAGCUGGUGAGUGGCGAACGACUGGUAAUGUAUUGAAAGUGCUUCUAGUAAGCGUCGAGUCUUCCAUAGCAGUCGAACGCGGGGGCGAGUGUUUAUUGUUACGUCUAAGUAUUAAACGAUAAUAAUAGCGUAUACUUAUCAUAGCAUAGGCGGAGCUCGCGUCUUGUACCACGUGCAGAUAUUUUUACUUGCACUUCGCGGGAUUUAGUUCUAUGUAACUAUAGACACAAAACAAAUACCUCGUUUAGUUACUCAGAAUGUAAUAGUUAGACAGAGUUAGCAUUUAUUUCGCGUUUAGUUCUUGGACAUAUCAAUUCAGGCACCAAAUGAGACUAUAGAGUAAGCAAUUUUUAAAUGUUUUCUUGUAUUACAGUAUUGAUAUCGAUUAUUUUAAUAAGGUCUUUAUCAAUGUUUUGUAGAGUCGCGGGACUGGCGCGCAACGUAUUGAUCCCACAUUGACAGGGUCCUCGUUAAAAUAGUUGUGCGGUGGCGCCAUACGUGCGAGCGAACAGUGAUAUGAUCAUAUCUAAACUUGCCACCUUCACUAACCCUGUAUCUUACAUUUUUAUAUAAAUCCUAAAUUACUCGUUUUAUCUGAUAGACCUGUCAAUUUCGUUCUAAUGCUUUUUAGAACUAUUACCAAAAUUCGAUAAAUUCUGGAUAAAAUUAUAUAACUAUUUGAUUGGAAAGCAAAUGUUGACGUCACUGUUUAUGAUAUUUUCUUUGAAUUAGUUAAAAGUUGUAUCAUUCUUCACGGCAAUCUGUGUGAAAAUGGUUCUCUAGCGUAAUUCUAGUAAAAUACUGUUCUUUUUGUUACUUGCCAGUUCAUUGCUAUAGAUAUACAGUAAUUACAACAAUAAAGUUCUCUUAUAACAUUGUGAA